Molecule: messenger RNA, 1890 nt
Organism: Argentina anserina (silverweed cinquefoil)
Lineage: Eukaryota; Viridiplantae; Streptophyta; Magnoliopsida; Rosales; Rosaceae
Product: L-type lectin-domain containing receptor kinase IX.1-like
Exons: 1
Coding region: 1-1890 (629 amino acids)
Biological process (GO): protein phosphorylation
Cellular component (GO): plasma membrane
Molecular function (GO): ATP binding; protein kinase activity; carbohydrate binding
Source: RefSeq, a predicted model, not a curated record
AUGUGUAUUACUAUUAGCUUCAAGGAAACAACCUUUAGAUUCUUCAUUUUAACCAAUUUUCUUUCUCACUUGGUUAAUCCCCUUUCGUUCAGUAUAUCCCAAUUCAACCCUGACACAGAGAACAUACUUUAUGAAGGCGACGCUACACCUAGAAAUGGAAAUGUAGAACUCACCCCUGUCCAUGAAAUGCUCCGAGUAGCGCGGUGCAGCUAUACAAAACCGUUCCAUCUAUGGAACCAUGCUACUCAAUCUGUCGCACACUUCAGCACCGAGUUCACAUUCCGUAUCGACACUCGUGGUAACGAUAACUACAGUGACGGAUUUGCUAUUUUCCUGGCUCCUGUGGGAUAUCCAAUUCCACCCAAUUCUGCUGGUAGUGUUCUUGGAUUGUUCAAUAGCACCACUGCACUGUCCCGUAACCAAAUUGUCUCAAUUGAGUUUGAUACGUUCAAAAAUGCAUGGGAUCCCCCAGCACCCCAUGUUGGGAUCAAUAUCAAUAAUAUAUCAUCUGCCGUUACUUCCAACUGGAACUUCAAUAGCACAAAGGUGGCCAAGGCACGGAUAGCUUACAAUGCUACAACCAAGAUCCUCAGCGUUCACUGGACAGACGAGGACACCCCAGGUCCUAGUUCUGCUACUCUUUCUUACCAUGUUGAAUUCCCCGAUAUCUUGCCAGAAUGGGUUAUGAUUGGUUUUUCAGCUGCUACAGGAAGAUCCACUGAGAACCAUAUUAUAUAUUCAUGGAAAUUUAAUUCCCAGUCGGAUUUUGAUGAGCUUAGUACUAGCGGAAAAUGGAAGACAUUUUGGAUAAUGGUGACCAUUGCAAUUCCUUCGUUUAUUUUGGUAGUUGGUGUGGCCUUGUGUAGGCUGUUGGUAAAUAGGCAGAUAAUUAAGAAUACUAAAGGACAUGAAUACUACUUGAAUGCUGCAGUUCCUUCCAUAACUAGAGAUCUGGAGAGACUAGCAUUGCCAAGAAGAUUUGCUUAUCGAGAGCUAGUUGCCGCCACCAUUGGUUUCGCAAAUGAUAGGAGGCUAGGCCAAGGAGGCUCGGGACAGGUUUAUAGAGGAGUCAUACCAGAACUUGGCUGUGUGGUUGCUGUGAAGAGAAUCUUUGCUGAGUCUGAGCACUAUGAGAAGAUUUUCGUCAACGAAGUGAAAAUCAUAAGCAGCUUAAUACACAAAAACCUGGUGCAGUUCAUUGGAUGGUGUCAUGAGCAAGGUGAAUGCUUACUUGUCUAUGCAUACAUGCCCAACAGCAGCCUUGAUACUCAUCUCUUUGGGAGCAGAACAACCUUGCAGUGGGAUUUCCGGUACAAGAUAGCCGUAGGCUUAGCCUCGGCGCUUCAUUAUCUACAUGAAGAUGCAGAGCAAUGUGUUCUUCACAGGGAUAUUAAGUCAGCAAACAUCCUGUUGGACAAUGAUUUCAGCACUAAACUUGGGGAUUUCGGGAUUGCUAAGCUUGUGGAUCCACGGUUGAGGACUAAGACAACUGGGGUGGCAGGGACCUUCGGCUACAUGGCCCCAGAAUAUGCUUUUCAUGGGAGGGCUAGCAAAGAGUCGGACAUGUUUAGUUUUGGAGUUGUAGCCUUGGAGAUUGCUUGCGGAAGGCAGACUUACCAGGAUGGCGAUUAUCACAUGCCACUUUUCGAGUGGGUGUGGCAGCUCUACCUUGCAGGACAUGUUCUUAAGGCGACAGACGACAGAUUAGGCGUGAAAUAUGAUCAGAAAGAAAUGGAAUGCUUGUUAAUCGUGGGAUUAUGGUGCACUCACCUAAACAGUAAGGAGAGACCAAAAGCAGGACAAGUUAUGAAGGUUCUUCUGCAUGAAGCGCCAUUGCCACAACUUCAGCACAAUAGGCAAACGCAUUAUCAUAGUCAAUAUGCAGAAUAG